Messenger RNA from Neurospora tetrasperma FGSC 2508, 1960 nucleotides. RefSeq lists its product as uncharacterized. Gene Ontology annotation, molecular function: DNA binding; zinc ion binding; DNA-binding transcription factor activity, RNA polymerase II-specific. Gene Ontology annotation, biological process: regulation of DNA-templated transcription; DNA-templated transcription. The coding region runs from base 1 to 1815 and encodes 604 amino acids. The transcript is spliced from 4 exons. NCBI's taxonomy places the organism in Eukaryota, Fungi, Ascomycota, Sordariomycetes, Sordariales, Sordariaceae. The record is from RefSeq and is a predicted model, not a curated record.
AUGCCAGCACCUCCUAGACCCCGCCGACUGCUGCGAAAUUCGAGGGCAUGUGAUUUUUGCCAUAAACGCCGGAUCAAAUGCCAGGAGAAUCUGCUAGACCCGAGUCGUUGUCAAAACUGUGUCGAAUUCGACAUCUCAUGCACCUAUCUCCGGCCCUUGAGGCGCGGCCGAGGCUCUCCAAAGAACGCGGCAGGACCAGGUGAUCGUCCAGAUGCUGGCCAAAAUAUCGCCAGCAACGCUCGACGGGUUCAUCCUGAAGAGCUUGUUGCACUUCCAUCUACUAGUCAACCACCUCAGGUGGGCGAUGACCAGCCUCUAGACUUGGCCGACGCAAGCAGUUCCGCUACAAGCGAGCGUCGGAGUGAGCCUCUGAGCCCAGCAUGGCAAGGCUUUGCCCGAACUUCCACCUCAGCCAUCAAGAAGCUGCUCUCUGUCUACCACAAGACCGUUUACCCAAUCUUUCCCUAUUUUGACCCCGUCAGGCUCGACCAGAGGCUUGAAAUGCUGGAACAUUGUCGCAGCCGUGCAUUCUUCUGUUCUGUGAUGGCGGCUUGCGCGCUGGCUUCAGCUCGAGUGAGGGACGGUGCGCCAAGUGGUGGCCAGGAUGUGGUGGGAAUAAUACCAGCACAAAUGUUCUUUGCCGCCGCAGAAGAAGCACUUCCCAAAGACCUUCUUCAAUCUCAGGACUUUGACUACCUUAGAGGCAUUGCGCUGUUGGCGCUCGCAAGCCUUCAAGACGCCAGGAUCGGAGCGAUGCAGAUGUACAUCGGCCACUAUUUCACCAUGCUUGCCAUCAACCAGUGGCACGACGAAUCCAACUGGCCGACUGGAUUACAUCCCACGGAGAGGGAAGAGCGUCGUAGAUUGUAUUGGUCGUUCUACACGCUCGAUAUCUACUCGUCCAUCGUCUGGGACGGCUGCAUCCAUUUUCAAGAAAGCCAUGCGAAAGUCGAGUAUCCUACUGGCAGGAACUGUAACGAAGCUGAAAGCGCGCCUUUGGAGAGAGCACAUUGGAUAGUCGGGUGGAACUUUACCACGGAUCUAUACCGUAUCUUGGAGCAUAACUUGAGCAGGUUGCGAACGCGGUCGUCAAGAUUCCACUUGGUGGCAGGGGAAUCUGUAUCGACUCCAACCCUCAACGUGUCCAGCCAGGAUCGUGUCAACGAGCUGUACUUGGCCUUGCCGCCCAUUUUCAAGCAACUCCAACCGGCUACUGGCGAUCCAGAUCAAGAUGUCUAUGGAUUUCAAGCCGCCAACAUCCAAGCGACCAUGGCUCUCCUGAAGAUGAUCUCCCUUUCUCUUGAGUCUGAUCCUGAUGCGGAAAGGAAGUGCUCCGUCGUAAGUGACAUAUUGGCGACUUUCCACCAAGUACCCAAACCACACCUGAGAGCAAUUAGCGCGCCUUUAAUAUACCACAUUGGCGGGAUCGGCACCAUUCUGGGGUCGGUUAUGGAAGGACCGCUAUCAGAAAGCUCAUGCUGCGUCGUACGGGACCUGCUCCUCUCCAUGGCCGUGCUGCUGGAAAGUCUGGAAGCUUGCCUUCACCGAAGUGGCGGCGCUGGACAGAGGCUUCGAAGUCUUGUUGCGCGCAUUGAAGAGUACAUAGUCUCCCGAGGUGGUGGGCGAGCCAUCCAAGCACAACAGGCCGCGGAUAUCCCUGCUUCCGCUUUUCGAGAGGGCACAUCGAACAACAAGAGUAGUAGUUGGGACGGAGCGGCACUCCCAGAUUUAUCGGGCCAAUUCCAACUUCCUGACGAGCUGCUGCAAGACUGGACUUGGCCGUUUGCCAUGUCAAACAGCUAUUUGUCUUUCUGAGCAUGUUCAUUGAAACGGCUUCCGGCAACAGGCAUGUAGUGGGUGUCAAGGGGGGGAAUACAAAGAUGCCUGACAACUAGAAGAUUUUUCUUAUUUUUUUUUUGUUUCCUAUUAACAUUUACCACUUAUUGUUAAACACUUUACC